AUGGAGCAAGUAGAAGUGAUUAAUCCAAGAACAAUUGUGUCAGAUUUUGAAUGCUAUGCUACUUCUUUGCAUAUCAUAUUCUCCUACAAAAAGAGAAGAAGAGAAUUUAAUACUGGACCACUCUCAGUAUUAACACAAUCUGUAAAAAAUAAUACACAAGUCUUAAUUAAUUGUAGAAAUAAUAAAAAAUUAUUAGGAAGAGUAAAAGCAUUUGAUAGGCAUUGCAAUAUGGUUUUAGAAAAUGUAAAAGAAAUGUGGACUGAACUUCCACGUACUGGAAAAGGGAAAAAAAAGGCAAAACCAGUAAACAAGGAUAGAUUUAUUUCUAAGAUGUUCCUAAGAGGUGAUUCUGUAAUUUUAGUUCUACGGAAUCCAUUAGCAACAGCAUCAGGAAAAUAAUUUUACAAAUAAAUUCACUUUAAAAUUCUACUGUAACUUAUUACUUAUAAUUAUUUACUAUAAAUGAAAAAUAAAAAUUUCAAAUAAAUUUCUUAAUAAAUUUAAA
Apis mellifera (honey bee) is the source of this 505-nucleotide messenger RNA. RefSeq names its product probable small nuclear ribonucleoprotein Sm D2. Gene Ontology annotation, biological process: spliceosomal snRNP assembly; RNA splicing. Gene Ontology annotation, molecular function: RNA binding. The record is from RefSeq and is a predicted model, not a curated record. The transcript has 3 exons. Lineage: Eukaryota; Metazoa; Arthropoda; Insecta; Hymenoptera; Apidae. Gene Ontology annotation, cellular component: U1 snRNP; precatalytic spliceosome; U2 snRNP. Bases 1 to 399 code for a protein of 132 amino acids.